Messenger RNA from Oncorhynchus kisutch (coho salmon), 2799 nucleotides. Its product is annotated as zinc finger protein 2 homolog. The record is from RefSeq and is a predicted model, not a curated record. Gene Ontology annotation, molecular function: RNA polymerase II cis-regulatory region sequence-specific DNA binding; DNA-binding transcription factor activity, RNA polymerase II-specific. Gene Ontology annotation, biological process: regulation of transcription by RNA polymerase II. Gene Ontology annotation, cellular component: chromatin; PcG protein complex; transcription regulator complex. Bases 288 to 1916 code for a protein of 542 amino acids. The transcript is spliced from 2 exons. Lineage: Eukaryota; Metazoa; Chordata; Actinopteri; Salmoniformes; Salmonidae.
UCUUUCAGGCGACGCUGCCAGCGUGACGUAUAAUCUAGUGGACGGUUCUUCAGAAACUGCUCGUCAACCACCUCGGUAGCUUGCUAGUCAACAUAGCUGAAAGAUUCAAGCUAUUUAGACGCUUUCGGUGUAUAUUAACUACUGUGUUUUAGACACACUUCUGUCGUAUCUACUUGUUAACCUAUUUAAUUUAAUAUUGCGUUAUUUUGUAUUAGUCAACUAUAGUAGCUGGCAGGUUAAGUUAGCACUAGCCUAGUCGCUAAUGAUAGCUAACUAACAUCCCGACCAUGAGCUCCCUAAACUACUCUCCUCCGGUUAAAGAAGAGGAGGUCUGCUGGACGGAGAAAGAGGGUCUGUGGCAGAUCAUUGUUGUGAAAGAGGAAAAGGAAGAGGAGGAUGUUACAGUAAAACAAGUAGAGGGUGAGGCUGUUACAGUGAAAGAAGAAGAGAAAGACGUUUCAGUGAAAGAAGAGGAAGACUCGUUCAGAGUGAAAGAGGAGGAUGUUACAGUAAAAAAAGAGGAGGAUGCAUUUUUUGGAGUGAAGAAGGAAGGGGAGAUUACUGUCACAUUGAAAGAUGAAGAGGAGGAGAUAGGAGAUCUGAUUAACACCAGAGAGAGACGGGACUAUCGUGGAUCCUCUGUGGAGCCUCAACAACAUUAUGAUGCUGAUGCGGCAGAGAAGAGUCUCUCCAGAUCAGAACACCUCAAAAUACAACAGCAGAGACCCACAGGGAAGAAAUCUCAUUGCUGCUCUGAUUGUGGGAAAAGAUUCAACUCUUCAUCAGACCUUAAAAUACAUCAAAGAAUUCCCACUGGAGAGAAACCUUAUGGCUUUGAUCAAUGUGUGAAGAGUUUUACUGGGUCAAGCUGUCUCACUAUUCAUCAGCGAAUACACACAGGAGAGAAACCAUAUAGCUGUGAUCAAUGUGGAAAGGUUUUCGGCACAUCUCGUGGUCUGACAAAACACCAGAGAACACACACAGGAGAGAAACCUUAUAUCUGUGAUCAAUGUGGGAAGAGAUUUACUCUGCUAAACAGCCUGAUAGUACACCAGCGUACACACACAGGAGAUAAACCUUAUAGCUGUGAUCAAUGUGGGAAGAGUUUUACUACAUCUAGCUAUCUAACUAUACACCAGAGAACACAUACAGGAGAGAAGCCAUAUAGCUGUGAUCAAUGUGGAAAGGUUUUCGGUACAUCUGGCUGUCUGACAAAACACCAGAGAACACACACAGGAGAGAAACCUUAUAGCUGUGAUCAAUGUGGGAAGAGUUUUACUCAGUCUACCAGCCUGACAUCACACCAGAGAACACACACAGGAGAUAAAGCGUAUAGCUGUGACCAAUGUGGGAAGAGUUUUGGUUCAUCUGGCCGUCUGGCAACACACCGGAGAACACACACAGGAGAGGAACCUUAUACCUGUGGUCAAUGUGGGAAGAGUUUUACUCAGUCAACCAGCCUGACAUCACACCAGAGAACACAUACAGGAGAGAAACCUUAUAGCUGUGAUCAAUGUGGGAAGAGUUUUGGUACAUCUGGCUGUCUGACAAAACACCGGAGAACACACACAGGAGAGAAAUCUUAUAGCUGUACUCAAUGUGGGAAGAGUUUUACUCAUUCAACCAGCCUGAUAUCACACCAGAGAACACACACAGGGGAGAAACCGUAUAGCUGUUAUCAAUGUGGGAAGAGUUUUGCUUCAUCUGGCCUUCUGACUGUACACCAGAGAAUACACACAGGAGAGAAACCGUAUUGCUGUAAUCAAUGUGGGAGAAGUUUUACUCAGCUAAGCAGCCUGGUAUCUCACCAGAGAACACACACAGGAGAGAAACCGCAUAGCUGUAAUCAAUGUGGGAAGAGAUACUCUGAUAAAAGAUCUCUGGUCAAACAUCAGAAAAUACAUGUUGUUUCAUGAUAUCAAUGAAAUAAUGUAGAAUGUUUUCAAUAUUGUGGAAGUAUUUUAGUCAUGUCACAAUAUAGAAUGUUUUAACAUUGUAGGAGCAGUAUUCUAAUGAUGUCACAAUGUAGAAUGUUUUAACAUUGUAGGAGCAGUAUUUUAAGGGAUGUCAGAAUGUAGAACCCUAAACGUUUGCUCUGAAUUGAAAUAGUACUAUUUAUGAGAUUUAACAAAAAUUGUCUAACUUGCGACAUGGAAAACUGAAAGUGAAAGUUGAUAAGAUGUCUUCGGGUCUUUUUUUCAAUGACUUGAAAACAACUUAAAUUCAACGUACUUGCAGCCAAUACACAUGGACGCAAUAUAAUAAAUUGGUCUAUAAUACAUUUUAUUAACAAUCUUACAUCACUCCAGCAUUUCUUUACAUCCAAGUGCCAAUUGUCUUUAUUCCAUUCCACAACUGAAGAAGAGUGAUACAAAUCACCUCAUAUUUCAAACAUCCAGCCUGACAAAAUAUACAUUUUUUAUCAGUCCAUGUUUACAAAGGGGUGUCCAUUUGCUUUUGAUAUUUCAUAUUUACAAUUCAUGUAACAUUUAGUAAUCAUAAUUAUUCAUGCAACCAAAUUACUAUUUUUUGUGUACAAUUAGAUUGGAAUUGUUAUCCUGCUUUUAGAAUAGCAGGGAUCAUUCUCAGAUGUUCCAACCCAAAUGUACUAGAGCAUGACAUUGGGGCUGGGCCCCGAUCCAACAACAUGUCUAUCGAGAUAUUGCAGGAGUUUGCUCUUGAAAUCAGACAUGACUAAUACAAUUUGAUUUGAGUUUUGUUUGGGCUCGUUCCAAGGGGAUGAGAGUUCUAGAAGCUAGUGAGUUCUACGAUUCUAUAGGAAGAAAAAGGAGAAAAAAA